Messenger RNA from Oryza brachyantha (malo sina), 3456 nucleotides. RefSeq names its product probable aminodeoxychorismate synthase, chloroplastic. The coding region runs from base 224 to 2908 and encodes 894 amino acids. The record is from RefSeq and is a predicted model, not a curated record. The transcript has 13 exons. NCBI's taxonomy places the organism in Eukaryota, Viridiplantae, Streptophyta, Magnoliopsida, Poales, Poaceae. Gene Ontology annotation, biological process: folic acid-containing compound biosynthetic process; L-tryptophan biosynthetic process.
ACGGCGACGCGCGGGCGGCGGUGACGGCGACGGCGACGGCACAGCCGCCGAGACGAUAGGAGGAGCGCUCGCCAGAAAAGCGCAACCCAAGACGCGAUUCCGAAUUCCCUCACUUUUUUAUUAUUCUAUUUAUUUUUCCGCCAUCAAACCAACCACCGCCCCAAAAAAAUUUUCUGAUCCCACCACCACCACCACGGCUACGGCCACGCCGCCGCCGGUGGAGAUGGCCGCGCUCCGCCUCCCCGCUCCCCCGCCGCGGACGUCAUCGCGCGCCUCCACGCGGUGGCUCCGCUCCUUCUCCUCCCGCCGCCGGCCGCCGCCCUCGCCCCGUCGGCGGGUCUCGGCGCGGAGCGGCGCGCCGGAGGGGGAUGCGCCACCGGUGAGGACGCUCCUGAUCGACAACUACGACAGCUACACCUACAACGUCUUCCAGGAGCUCUCCGUCGUCAACGGCGUGCCGCCGGUGGUGGUGCGCAACGACGAGUGGACGUGGAGGGACGUGUACAGGUGGGUGUACAAGGAGAGGGCCUUCGACAACAUCGUCAUCUCGCCUGGCCCGGGAUCUCCGGCCUGUCCUAGCGACAUAGGUGUAUGCCUGCGAAUACUUUGCGAGUGUGGAGACAUACCCAUCCUGGGUGUCUGCCUUGGUCACCAGGCCCUGGGAUUUGUCCAUGGUGCUAAAAUUGUUCAUGCUCCUGAAGCUAUACAUGGGCGGCUUAGUGAACUUGAACACAAUGGAUGCUACCUCUUUAAUCAUAUCCCAUCAGGUAUAAACUCUGGAUUCAAGGUAGUGCGCUAUCACUCACUUGUAAUAGAACCAGACUCUCUAUCUGAGGAUCUUAUAUCAAUUGCAUGGACUGCUUCGCCAAAAAUGCUCUCCUUCCUUGAAAGUGAUAAGCCUGAUAUAACUAGCAGUAACUUAUGGGGAUCACUGGAUAACUUAUUCAUAACAAACCAGUCAGAGUUCAGGGAGUGUGGUAACAAUACAAGUGAGCCAGAUGGCUGUAGGGUUCUCAUGGGCAUCAUGCACUCUACCAGGCCUCAUUAUGGUGUGCAGUUUCAUCCCGAGAGUGUUGCUACUCAUUAUGGAAGACAGAUAUUUCAGAAUUUCAAGAAGAUAACUACUGAAGUUGGAUUACAGACACAAUUGCUUCAGGAAAAAAAGGUUCACGGCAUUGGUAAACUGGAAAGAUCCCAAAUCAAUUCUGCAGAUCUCAGGAGCUUUGUUGCAACUGACUUGUUACAUGCUGAAAGGCUCAAACUUUGGGAUUCUUUUGGGCCUUGUGUUCUUUCAAAGCAAAACACUGGGGGCAAAUGCUUACAGUUGCGAUGGAAGAAGUUUGAUAAAUUCCUCAACCGCUUAGGUGGCUCUGAAAACAUUUUUUCAGUGCUCUUUGGCCACAAGAAUGCUGAAGAUACAUUUUGGUUGGAUAGCUCAUCAGUUGAUCAGAAUAGGGCACGUUUUUCGUUCAUGGGUGGCAAGGGCGGGCCUCUUUGGAAGCAAAUGACAUUUCACCUCUCCAAUCAACGAGUCAAUUGUGGAGGAAACCUUACUAUUCGAGAUGCUCAUGGGCAUACUGUCAGAAGUUUUCUCAAGGGUGGUUUCUUGGAUUUCCUUGACAAGGAGAUGCAAUCCAUUCAAUAUAAUGAAAAAGAUUAUGAAGGCCUUCCGUUUGACUUCCAUGGUGGAUUUGUUGGCUAUAUAGGGUAUGGUCUUAAAGUUGAAUGUGAUGCAUCAUCUAAUAAUGCAAAAUCAAGCACGCCUGAUGCAUGCUUCUUCUUUGCUGAUAACCUAGUUGUGAUUGAUCACAACAAUGGGGAUGUGUAUCUUUUAUCACUGCAUGAUGAAUAUUCUUCUUGUAAUGGAGAUGGAAAUUGCCAAAACUCAGCACACAGUUCAUGGUUAGCAAAUACUGAGAAAAAGCUUCUCAGGAUGGAUGCUAUGGCCCCAAGAUUAUCGAUCAAUGGAAACUCAUCGAUCAAUGGGAACUCAUUUACUAGAUCAUCCAAUGUGAAUAAGCAAAGAUUUGUCAUUGAGAAAUCAAAAGAUGAAUAUAUCAGAGAUGUGCAGAGUUGCCUGGAUUACAUAAGAGAUGGAGAAAGCUAUGAAUUGUGCUUAACUACUCAGAUGAAAAAGAGAACGGACUAUAUGAAUGCUUUGCAACUCUACCUGAAAUUGAGAAAACAAAAUCCAGCCCCUUAUGCAGCCUGGCUUAACUUCUCCUCAGAAAACCUAAGCAUAUGUUGCUCUUCUCCUGAAAGGUUUCUGCGGCUAGAUCAAAAUGCAGUUCUAGAGGCAAAACCGAUCAAAGGUACUAUAGCACGUGGCAGAACACCAGAGGAAGAUGAAUGCCUACGUUUGCAGCUGAAAUAUAGUGAAAAAGAUCAAGCUGAGAACUUGAUGAUUGUUGACCUCCUAAGAAAUGAUCUUGGUAAGGUUUGUGAAGCUGGGAGCGUGCAUGUUCCUCGUCUCAUGGACGUGGAAUCAUAUAAAACUGUACAUACCAUGGUGAGUACCAUUCGUGGAACCAAGAUGUCCAACCUAAGCCCUGUCGAUUGUGUGAAGGCUGCCUUUCCAGGAGGUUCGAUGACGGGUGCCCCAAAAGUUAGAUCCAUGGAGAUUCUUGAUUCACUUGAAACUAGUCCAAGAGGAAUAUACUCGGGUUCAAUUGGAUUCUUUUCGUAUAACAAGACUUUUGAUUUGAAUAUUGUGAUCAGAACGGUUGUCUUGCAUGAUGGAGAAGCUUCGAUUGGGGCAGGUGGGGCUAUUGUAGCAUUGUCAGAUCCAGAAUCAGAGUACAAUGAGAUGCUGCUUAAAGCAAAAACUCCUACAAAAGUGGUUGAAGAGUGCAGUCAACAAGUGUACAAUCCGGAUCGUUCAGAUUCAAUGCAGACAACUUUAAGUUAGAAUGGAGGGCGAAAAGAAGCAUUUUUCUUCUUAUGGAAACACAACCAGCAUCAAAAGGUUUGGUAUACAAUCACCAUCAGUUCGAUCUGACAAAUUUGAUCUCUACUGUUGGUGGACACAUUAAUGGCUAAACUACAAGAAGCCACAUCAUACCUGUUCUACAAUUGAAAACUUGUAAAAAUAACAGGAGUUUUUACUGAAAGAAAAUUGCCUAUGCCAAGGUGGUUAAAAGCAUGUUGGAGCUAAAUUCAUGGUGUCAUAUACAGUUUAGUGUUAGUUUAGGUUACUGCUGACAUGCUUUAUCCAGAAAGCAACAGUGCACAUGAUUCUAUUUAUUGAUUGAUUCCCCCAUGUGGUGAUUGCACUGUGUAAUAGCAAUAAUAAACAGAUAAAAGAAACCCAUACUGAAAUGUAUUCCAUAGCAGAUUCAUAUAUGUUUGAAUGUAUUGGCAAAAAUUGCACAGGCCCAACCUGAGUAUUUUUUUUCCCUGUGAUGAUUACCCCAUCUUUGCUCUUGACGUUUGAGCACAAAGAUGAUUGUUUGAUAA